Messenger RNA from Cynara cardunculus var. scolymus (artichoke), 1185 nucleotides. RefSeq names its product putative clathrin assembly protein At1g25240. The record is from RefSeq and is a predicted model, not a curated record. The transcript has a single exon. Lineage: Eukaryota; Viridiplantae; Streptophyta; Magnoliopsida; Asterales; Asteraceae. Gene Ontology annotation, biological process: clathrin-dependent endocytosis; vesicle budding from membrane; clathrin coat assembly. Bases 1 to 1185 code for a protein of 394 amino acids. Gene Ontology annotation, molecular function: 1-phosphatidylinositol binding; clathrin heavy chain binding; SNARE binding. Gene Ontology annotation, cellular component: clathrin-coated vesicle; clathrin-coated pit.
AUGUGGAAGAGGGCUUCCGAAGCGCUAAAAGACCAAUGCAGUCUUUUCAUAACGAGCCUGGCUCCUUGUUCAGUGCUUCGGAAUCCUGACAUAGAGGCUGAUGUCAUAAAGGCCACCAGCCACGAUGACUCCCACAUUGAUUAUGUCAGCGCCCAACGCAUUUUCAUGUGGAUUCGCGUUUCCGGUGACUACGUCAAUCCAGUAAUGCUGUCGCUUUCCAGCAGGAUGAAAAGGACCCGCAGCUGGACGGUGGCCUUGAAAGGCCUCAUGCUUUUGCAUGGGGUUUUCACUUGCAAAGUCCCUGCGAUUCAAAAGAUCGGUCAAUUACCGUUUGAUCUUUCUAACUUCAAAGACCGCAACCCCGAUAUGCGCCAUCACGAAGCCUUUAUUCGUGCGUACUACACGUAUCUCGAGAAAAAGUCGUUGUUCAUGUUCCAUCAUUUGCAGGAACAGGAAGAAGAAAAGAGGAAAAAGGAAAAGGAUUUGAGCGAAAUGGAAAAGAAGCAGAAACAAUCUUCCAUGAUGCAAGAUCUCGAAUGGAUCCAGAAACUUCAAGGUUUGCUCGACGUUUUGCUCAAGAUCAGACCGCAUCGAGACAGCAUGAUGAACGUGUUAGUUCUCGAGGCAAUGGAUUGCAUCAUGAUCGAGAUCUUUGAUAUUUACAGUCGUAUUUGUAACGGGAUCGCUGCGGUUCUGGUGAGGAUAUACACCACUAACACCACGAAAGCCGAAGCCACAAAGGUAAUGUCGAUUUUGAAAAAAGCAAUGGUUCAGGGCGAGGAUCUGUCGCAAUACAUCAACCUGUGCAGCGAUCUCGGGGUUAUGAAAGCGAAAAAAUUCCCGAAAAUCCACCGCAUCCCUGAAGAAGAUAUUCGAGAACUCGAGCACAUUAUCAAAAAAGAUUCAGAUCAACCAAAAACCAAACAAAUUAUUCGAAAAGACGACGAGAAGAGCAAGAAAACAGUUGAACAAAAGGAAUCCAAAGGCGAUUCGGAAACCACAAUCACAGUUAAUUGGGAAUUUGUGGAGGAAGAACGGAAAUCGAACCAUGAUCCAGAUCCUACCCUUCCGGCCACAGAAAAUGAUGCCGGAAUCCAUCCUUUGGCCAAGGAAGCGCCGGAUUUGAUGACUUACGACUCUGAGGGUAUGAAAUCUGAUGAAGACCCUCCGAUUGAACGUGGAUGA